Pelmatolapia mariae (spotted tilapia) is the source of this 1115-nucleotide messenger RNA. RefSeq lists its product as uncharacterized. Gene Ontology annotation, cellular component: polytene chromosome; nucleus. Bases 21 to 1115 code for a protein of 364 amino acids. Gene Ontology annotation, biological process: regulation of transcription by RNA polymerase II; regulation of DNA damage response, signal transduction by p53 class mediator. Gene Ontology annotation, molecular function: transcription regulator activity; protein binding; histone H4K20 methyltransferase activity. The transcript is spliced from 10 exons. NCBI's taxonomy places the organism in Eukaryota, Metazoa, Chordata, Actinopteri, Cichliformes, Cichlidae. The record is from RefSeq and is a predicted model, not a curated record.
UCACUUGUUUCAAGCAAAUCAUGUCACGGAGAACCACUCCCCUUCAGGAUGCCAUUAAUCACAUCCUUGCAAGAAGAGACAAGAAUUCAAUGUUAGAAAUCAAAUUUAUUAAUUCAGUUAAAGGUCGUGGCAUCUUCACUUUAGCCAAUUUCAAACAAGGAGACUUUGUGGUCGAGUAUAGAGGGGAGCUUAUUGAUGCAACUGAAGCUGAACACAGACGUAACCUGUACCACAGCGCAUGUUCAGUCUUCAUGUUUGAAUUCAUAUGGAAGCAGAAGACAUUGUGUAUUGAUGGAGCACUUGAAGAUGGGUCAUUUGGGCGACUAGUAAACGAUGAACACAGGACACCAAAUUGCAGAAUGAAGUUGAUUGAAGCAGAAGGGAAGCCACAUCUCUGCCUUUUUGCACUGAAGGAAAUUGCGGCAGGAAGUGAAAUUACUUAUGACUAUGGUGGGAAAGAAUGGCCCUGGCGGAAAAAGCUAAAGAUCGCAAGCAUCCCUUCUGGUCAACAGUGUGUUGCAGAGCCUAUUGCCCAUGACGUGGAGCACCAUGUGAUCUCUACAGACUCAUUCACAGACAGAGAAUUAAGAGCAGAGUGUCAGUCAUCUAGACCUACAGCAGACAACUCUGAGCAUGAGUGUACAAUUCAUAGGCUGGUAUUUGAAUCGGUGAAACUUGACAAAUGCGGGAUAUGCCAUUCACCUUUGACAGCUAUCAGAUGGCACGGUCUAAGAUGCAAGCAAUGCCGUUGUGUGUGGCAUAAGAUCUGCCUCCAGACAUCUUCAGAAGACUGGGAUAUGUCCGACGGUGAUGUCUCAUCUGAUGAAGAAUACAUCCCAAAUUCUGCAUCAGAUUCAGAAAGCUCAGGAACAGAGUUGUCUAUUGAGUUACCUGGACCAUCAAAAAACUCCCAUGCUGCUAGCAUGCCUGAUUUAUGCGUUACUUUUGCUGAAAAAGAACAGACCAUGGAUGUUAAGAACAACUUUGAGCACAUUUUGAAUGAUCUUGAAACUACUGAUGAUCUUCAUCCCGACCAAGAACCAGACAGCUCAGAGUCAUGCCAGCAGAAAACAAAAGAUGCAUGUAGCGAAAAGAGAGGAGGGAAGGUGAAGUAG